UUGUAGCAUUUACAAACCAUCAAAAUGAAGGAGAUCAUCUUCUUGCUGCUACUAUUGCACUUACAGAGUGGCAGUGUUGGAUUUAACACUCCAGGAAAGCUCUGGACCACAGGACAGGGUGGUGAAACCCAGAUAAGUCACUCAGACUUGACUCCAUCUUCGACCACAAUUGCAGGGUCACCCCUUUCGGAAAUCCAAGCUGACAAAGUGAGUGAUUUACAGGGACCUCCUUUUGCGUCUUCAGGCAAGACUCUGGGAAUGAAAGCAGUGAAGAAAAUUUCAAAUCUGACAACACCUACCCCUGCAAUGCAGUCGAGUGAUGGAGACUCUGACAGCGACAAGAUGGGAAGCUCAUCCAGCAGCAAAGGGACAACUCUACAAAGCAACACUAGAGAAGUCCCUCUCCAGCAAGGGGUCACUACAAGCCGGACUACAGCUCCAGGGAACAGAUCUAUCAAGCAGUCCUCCCACAGCACUGGCAUCACCAGCACCCAGCAGGAUGCCAACUCCAAAGCAUCCAGCUUUGAAACUACCAGGGGAAGAAAUUGGUGUGCUUAUGUCCAUACCAGACUCCUACCUACAGUGGUAGUGGACAACCUGGAAACCUUCUCAUCAGGCAGAGCGAAGCCUUGCACUUGGCAUAUUGGAUCAUGUGCUCAGAGGUCCCAGACAACAACACACCAAGCCUACAGGAUCAAACAUAAAAUAAUAACAUCACUGGAGUGGAAGUGCUGUCCUGGGUACAGUGGGCAAAACUGCCAACCCAAAGCUCAAGAACAACAAUCAGUUAUACAUAGCAACCAGGCUGAAAGCAGCAGAACUGUCAUUGAGAGGACACCAGGAACUCCUCAGGACCCCAGUGGGCCAGCACUUACACAAAAAAUGAACGAGAAGAUUAGCAGUCAAGAGACGAAACUGACUUUUCUACAGAAGAAGGUUGACAGCAUUGCAGCUGCAAUGAAUGAUGUGAGCAAGAUGCUUUCUUCUCUGGAAGGCAAAAUCAAUGAAGAUAAGGGCAGAGACUUCCAGUCUUUUCUAAAAGGUCUCAAAUCCAGAAGUAUCAAUGAAUUAGUCAAAGAUAUGGUCAGAGAACACUUUAAAGUAUUUCAAGGUGAAAUGCAAGAGAGCAUGGCUCAAAUUUUCAAGACUGUGUCUAGUUUGUCAGGUGAGCUUGAAAAUACAAAAGAAUUAGUCAAGUACCUGAAUGAAACCCAACAAAAAUUUGCUCAGGAGAAUGACAGUGGGCCAACAAGACUUGACAUUCUGGAGCUAAAGAGUCACAUGGUGCAGAUGAAAGAAGAAAUGGCCCUCGCUUGUGACAAGCCUUUGAAAGCUUUACAAGAAAAACAGAAAUCAUUGGAAAUUAACUUGGAGCACCAACAGUCAAGAAGUGCCAUUUAUUAUGAGUCUUUAAAUAGGACUCUUACUGAAAUAAGAGAUGCUCAUGAACAACUGUUAUCAGCUGAACAGUCUUCAAGACAAAGCAUCCCUUCAGCAGAUAAAGUCAUGGAGUACAAUCUUACAGAGUACAUGUUCACACUGCAUGAGAAAGUAAAGAAACAAGGCAUGAUGGUGCUGGAGAUCUAUGAUGAUUUAAGAGUCCAAGACAGCAAGAUCAGCAAUCUCAGUGUUGCACUGGAAAUUCAGAGAGACUCUGUUCUGGGGGUCUGUGAUGACAUGUUGUCAGAGAGCAGAACAAAUUUCCAAACACAGCUGGCAGCAACCCAAGAGAACAUGCUUGUCCUAAACAAGAGUCUCUCUGACCUGUUCCUACCACUGGACAAUAAGAUGGACAAAAUGAAUGAGCAAAUUAAUGAUUUGUGCUAUGAUAUGGAGAUCUUACAACCCUUGAUUGAACAAGGGGUACCUUUUAGUCUGACUGCAGAGUAUGAACAACAAAUUCAAGUUAAAGAUAUCAAUGAGAAGCUUGAAAACCUUACUACUGUCAUUGACAUAAUGACUUCUGCAAUGAAGGAGCUUUCCAAAACUCAGGAAGUACUUAAAAAUGAGUCUCAGGCUUAUCAGGAACUGCUUGAGAGUCGUAUUAAUGAAUGCUCCAUGGAAAUAGAGGAUGGCUUAAACAAGACCAUGAUAGUAAUAAACAGUGCUGUUGAUUCUAUUCAAGAUAACUAUGUCCUGAAAGAUACGCUACAUGCUCUAAGAAAUGAGACUGAAAUCUGCUGUGGCAGAGUUGAGAAACUGGACAGCAUCCUGGCUUUCAUUCCUGAGUUCCAACAAUUGAAUGAAUCCCUCCAGACACUACUCAAUAACAAGAAGUAUGAAUUCACUUCACAAGUAGCGCCAUCUCUUUCUGAUCUUCCAUACAAGGAGUCUGAUAAAAGUAUCCUCCACAAUUUCAGUAGACUUCUCUACAUCUUAAAUGAUACAGCAUCAAAAGUGGAAAAUCAGCAACAAGAUAUCAGCCACCUAGAAGAAAAAUUACUUGACUCUGUGGAGGAAUCAAAGGACCAUGAGGUCCGCCUUCUGAACGUAGAGUCAAAAAUUUCCAAGUUUCUGGCAAACAACUGUGUCUCGCUGAAAAGAACCAAUGCUGCCUCAACAGAGAAAGAACAAGUGGUCUCACUUCAGCUUCAGACGCUGAGUUCCAGAAUCAAGGCCCUGGAAGCCAAGUCGAUCCGUUUCUCAAACGUCAUCCCACUAGUGAACAAGACGGCUCAUGAGGCCUGGGGACUGUGUCAGGUUACCAACAACAGCAUCCAGAGAGUGAACGCGAGUAUCCCUGUGCUAAUUAAAUCUGCUCAGCCAGAUAUACCCCUGCUGCAGAGGGGCCUCAAAGAGCUCAUUGAAUCUGUCCUUGAAGUAAAAGCAGGAACUAUUUUGACAAAUUUAACCCAGCAUGUUGACAUAUCAGUGGUAAAUGCAGUGAACAAUAUCACCAAAUUCCAGAAGCAGAUGAAGCCAGUUAUAAAGAAACCAGCCCCAGUAAAAAAAACAGCAGCAAACAUCACCACGAGCCUGGCAAGCCGAAGUCAAAGAAACACGGAUAAUACUAUAGAUCCAGGGCAGUAUUCAGCUUGUGUCAGUUCCCCGUGCCAGAAUGGAGGAACCUGUAUCAAUGACAGACAGACUUUUGUUUGCGCUUGUCGCCACCCCUUCGGAGGAGUCAACUGCAGCGUGAAGCUGGGGAACGACAAUUCCCUGAGCGUCGAUUUUUCAAAAGGAUCAUACAGAUAUGCACCUAUGGUGGCGUUUUUUGCAUCUCAUACAUAUGGAAUGACAACUCCAGGACCCAUCAGAUUUAACAAUCUGGAUGUCAACUAUGGUGCUUCAUUUGCUCCAGCAACUGGAAAGUUCCAUGUUCCAUAUCUGGGGGUCUAUGUUUUUGAAUAUACCAUUGAAUCAUUUAGUCCACGUGCCUCUGGCUAUCUGGUCAUUGAUGGAAUAGACAAACUCACUUUUCAGGCUGAAAAUAUUAAUAGUAACAAGUACACUGACAGAGUAAUUACUGGAAACGCUUUAUUAGAGUUAAAUUAUGGUCAAGAAGUCUGGCUCAGAUUGGCAACUGGCUCUAUACCGGCCAAGUAUCCACCAGUAACCACAUUUAGUGGUUACUUGUUGUAUCGUACCUAAGUCAGUCAUAAAUGUAAGCAGUUAGUCAAAUGAAGCAACCUGCAUGUGAAUUUAGCUUUAUCUUUAAAUACUUUCUUUCUUUAACUACAGUAAGUUUCUGGAAGUAAUGAAUGUAAUGGCAUUUGUAGUGCUGAUUCUCCAAGAUGUUGCUUGGUUGUAGCCAUGUGCACAACCACCAAGAGUCAACAGGUUGGAGAUGAAGGAAAAAUAAACAUCUUCCCUAUUUAAACAUGACUGGGAAGCAUAAAUCUAAUUAUGAUCUACAGUUACAUUGCAUAGACAAACUUACUUACACAAGGUUGCUGAGAAUCAGUUCUCAAUACAAAGCUGGUUUUGGUUAUUCCUUUACACCCUGAUUGCAUACCAAAAGUGAUGGAUAGAUUUUGAUGACUUAGAUGCUGGGUUACUACUUAGCUCAUUGUAUCAAUAGAUAAUCAUGGGUAUAUAAUCUGUUUGGAAAAAAUAUGUUUCUUUUUCAUUUUGCCUAACAUUAUUCACCACAUACUUUGAUAUGGCAGCAUUUAAUCAAUUCAUGAUUUUUUAUGUAACCAGUAUAAUAACAAACUGAGGGGUUUUUUAAUCUGACAGCAAAAACAGAGAGAGAUACCUUCAGAUUAGAAAUAAGGUACUCAUUUUUAGCACUGAAUAUAAGUAGUCAUAGGAAAAACACCAAAAUGGAUCUGGUGGAUUCUCUUUGUUGCUGAAAUAUUUAAACCGCAGCUGGAUUUGCCUUAGGUGAUAAGUUUUAGGGUAAACAUAUUGGCUUCACACACAUUUUAGCAUUUGACCUAUAAUGUACACAAGGUUAAAUGACAUAACCAAAGUUUUUUCUAAGUUUGACCUCUGUAAGUCUAUGAUUUUUUUGUUUCUGCAUUAUAUUCACUAACUACUGAGGCAAGAUGAAAUGAACUUCAGUCUUCAUGUGAUUCUUCAAGCAUCAGUCCAAUAAAAAAUUAUUUUUAGUUCAUGCUAUGACUACGUGAAAAAAUAAACCCUCAGGUUUGCACCAUUAUCCUUUGCGAAGUCCCAGGUUGUUGCAGUUUCUUGAUAUCCUAUUGUCUGGUGUGACUGGCUAGGUUUGUUUCUGAUUGCUGCCUUUGUUAAUGCUAAUUGAUCAGCUUUUAUAUGUCUCUGUCUUUGUCUCCCUCCAUUUUCUUAAAAGCUGAAAAAAACUAACUAUGAUUUAUGCCAAUUUAUUGAAGCCCAGUAUGGUUUGAAGCUUCCUGAAUUAUUUUGUUCUCCACUGUCAGAAACUUUUCUUGAAAACAUAUAAGAAUCUUCAGCUCGCUUCUUAGUAUUACUUAAUAUACCUUACCAGAUGUUAAGAUGGAUGUCCAUGAAAUGACUGAAUUCCUCUCAUGCUGUCUGUUGAUAAGAGAAUCUCUUUCCUCAGAUGCAUAAAUCUACAUUUUUUUGUUCCAAACUUAUAUGCACGUUCUCCACCAGAAACACUGGUACUGAAGUGUGACCAUGGGCAUGUGCCUGUGGCUUUUGGCUACCUGAAGUACAAAAGUCUGCAGCACUGAACAGCAUCCACUCAGCUUCAGGGGGUCAUCCUACUAUGGCUUGUGUUUAAGGACAAUAGUUGAGAACUGACAAAAGCUUUCAGUAUAAGCCCGUUUUCUGAGGCUCUAAAUCCACUAAUUAAUUGUUAAGAGAUCUUGCAGCAGAAAAAUAGUUAUUAAAAUAUCCUAUGUUUCCUUAAAGGAUCUGAAAAUACCCAAAACCAAGUCUUUAGUCUAAGGGUCAACUGCAAAUCUUGUUAACAGGUUGGGAUGUUUUGCUGUUGUUUGUAUUUUUGCUUUGUUUUUUUUCAGGCCAGAAAUCCUUUCUUGUCUGUAACUGAGUACCAUGAACCCUGAAUGAGUGUGCUACAGACCUUUCUCCUGUUGCAUACCAUAUUUUUCUGUAAACACUCAAAAUCUUUGAUACGGCACUAACUCAGCCUACCGUAUCAUUGAAUUUUAUCAAAUAUAAUGACCACAAGCCCCAAUCCCUCCUUGUAUGACUUUGUCAUUUUAAUGUGUUUAGUCCUCUUCAUUCCUGCUGUGGUUAUGGCUAAAUGGCAUGAAAAUUACUCUGCAGAUGAAAUUCAAAUGACCCACCAGAGACUGCAUCUCUCUUUUAAUGUGACUUUCUUCGCCCUUGCUGCCCUUCCUUCUAAAUUCUUCAAGCUGGCUCCUCAUCUUCACAGACAUUAUUUUCCCCUAGCAACCAGAUAAUUUCUAUAUCACUGUAGUGGUUUUCUUUCCUCUUUUCACCUUUUUUUUUUCCUCACAAAACUAAAAAUUUA
Molecule: messenger RNA, 5884 nt
Organism: Pipra filicauda (Wire-tailed manakin)
Lineage: Eukaryota; Metazoa; Chordata; Aves; Passeriformes; Pipridae
Gene: MMRN1
Product: multimerin 1
Exons: 8
Coding region: 25-3591 (1188 amino acids)
Molecular function (GO): extracellular matrix constituent conferring elasticity; protein binding
Source: RefSeq, a predicted model, not a curated record